AUGAACCAUCAGCAAAGUAAGAACACUUUUGCAGCUUCAACUUCUGGUGUUCGUUUCUUUAAAAUUAUUACCACGCCAAAUAUUCAAGAUGGAAAAAUAAGACUUCCAAAGAGUUUCACUACAAAACACAGUAAUGAUAUUCAAAAUCCUAUAUUUCUAAAGACUCCGGACGAUAAAAAAUGGGAAAUGCAUAUCAGUGAAGCUAAUGGAGAUUUUUGGUUUGAAAAGGAUUGGAAGGAAUUUGCAACAUACUAUUCAUUGGAUCAUGGGAACAUGAUAUUGUUUCACUUCGAAGAAAAAACUCAUUUUGUGGUGCAUAUAUUUGGAAAGAAUACUCUUGAAAUAGAUUAUCCUUUUCAUGACAAUCAACAUGAACAAAACAACAAUGUCCAAAUCAGUGAUGAUGAUUCGGUUGAUGUUUCGAAGAUGUCACAUUCAUCAUGCAAAAACCAAAACUAG
Molecule: messenger RNA, 459 nt
Organism: Lathyrus sativus (Indian pea)
Lineage: Eukaryota; Viridiplantae; Streptophyta; Magnoliopsida; Fabales; Fabaceae
Source: the annotation of a GenBank genome assembly